Messenger RNA from Procambarus clarkii (red swamp crayfish), 5794 nucleotides. RefSeq names its product phospholipid-transporting ATPase IF. Gene Ontology annotation, biological process: phospholipid translocation. The record is from RefSeq and is a predicted model, not a curated record. Lineage: Eukaryota; Metazoa; Arthropoda; Malacostraca; Decapoda; Cambaridae. Gene Ontology annotation, molecular function: ATP binding; ATPase-coupled intramembrane lipid carrier activity; ATP hydrolysis activity. Gene Ontology annotation, cellular component: endoplasmic reticulum; plasma membrane.
GGAGAGUUACCUUCAGUCACCAGCCGGCCUGAUCGAGGAGUCCGGGGACCCCACAACACAUCGUCCUGCACCAACAUCUCUCAAGUUAUAUUUGACUAAUUCCUUAAAAAAGAAAGUAAGAGAGAGAGAGAAAGAGUGAGAGGUGUGAAUAUAGAUAAUACCGUGUGUAUAACUGUAUGAUAACUCUGCCUUGUGAACAAGUGACUACAUAUGGCAUCAAUAUUACAAUGGUUUCUUAAACACCGAGAUCAGUGAAGUGUCGGCUGCAUCUGAUGUGCUUACGAUUUGAUACAGAAAUUUGGAACUCUGUAUAGAAUUUGUUUACAAAUGAAAGUGUGACAUAUUACAGAAAGAAGAAGACUUGAACAACACUUUGCCCUCAACACUAAGUCGCCCACGUGGGUCCUCACUACCCACACGUCAUGCACGUCAUCAAGACGUUAGUGGGGACCUCUAACAAGGCCUGAGGGGACUAUAGAGCACAGAGUGCCUGGGGCGGGUGUAAGUACAACUAAGUCUUCACUGGAACAGGUCGUGUGUGAAGGACAGUGUACCUCCACUUACCUUAAUAUGGUCCAGGUGGAAUGGUCGUGUACAUAAAGAAAUAAAUCACUCACAUCGGUCUGGCUCAGUGUGGAAAUCAUAUAUAGGUUACACAGUGUUUAUCUUGCGAGGAGGUCUUAAAGAAAUAUCCCUGGCGAGUACUGACGGACAGUGUAUCAACACCACAACUGACUACACUCAAUAAUUUACACCAGAUAUACACGAGGACCACAGCAACUUUCCUUGAACUAACACACCCGGACGCUCAAUGUAGCGAUGCGAAAGUAACGAGGUAACCUGACGCCCAGGCACGUAAUAUACAGUCAGGAUCCUUCCCCAGUUAAUGAAGGCACCUGAUUCACAUUUUGCACCAGGAAAUAACUGCAUAUUCUAUCAGUGACAGCCUCGGAGGGCUUGCUUCAUCACGUGAGGCCACGAUGCCGUCUCCGCCGCCCUGGUGCCGGCGACCACCGCACACGCCUCACUAAUACCUAGUUAUUCCACCAGUGAAGAGCAACUUAAACGCUGAUAAUAUAUUUAUAUGUCCGCACGGGGAACGUAGUUGCAGAGAUGGUGCGGUGGCCGUUCAGGAAGACAAAGCAGCAGUUGGUGACCACUCGGACGGUGCUGGUGAACCGCCAGGCACCGGAGGAGAUGACGGAGCCGCCCGCACCGCCCCGCUACUGCCACAACAGGAUCAAGACCUCCAAGUACUCCAUCCUCAACUUCAUCCCCAAGAACCUCUUUGAGCAGUUCCGACGGAUUGCCAACUUCUACUUCCUGUGUGUGGCCAUAAUACAGUUGUUCAUCGACAGUCCGGUGUCACCGAUGACGAGCAUCCUGCCGCUGGUGUUCGUGGUGGCGGUGACGGCGGUGAAGCAGGGCUACGAGGACUGGCUCCGUCACCGAGAGGACAACAAGGUCAACAACGCCGCCUCCAGAGUCCUGCGGGACGGUGUCGUUACGGACCUGCGCACGAAGGACAUCGAGGUCGGGGACAUCGUAGAGAUAGCGUCAGACGAGCAGUUCCCCUGCGACUUGCUACUCCUCAUGUCCACUGACUCUGAGGGCAAGUGUAGUGUCACGACCGCCAACCUUGACGGAGAAACCAACCUUAAGACCUUCCUGUGCCCCGAGAAGACCAGUUACCUGACCGACGUGGACGACCUGUGGAGACUGAGGGCCAUCAUAGAGUGCCAGCUGCCGCACCCGAACCUGUACGACUUCAAGGGUCGGCUGGAGGUAUACCGGGGGGCCGGAGUGCCCGACACGGCCUCCCUGGCCACGGAGAACCUCCUCCCCAGGGGCGCCAGACUCAAGAACACCUCCACCGUCUAUGGGGUCGCAGUAUACACAGGAGAAGAGACCAAGAUGGCUCUCAACUCCAAGAUGACUGGGAACAAGUUCUCCACAGUGGAGAAGUCCAUGAACAACUUCCUGGUGUUCUUCCUGGUGAUGCUGGUGCUGGAGAUCAUCAUCUGCACCGUCCUCAAGUAUCAGCUGUACGACCUCGCUGUCAUGAGUAAGAUGUGGUACCUGGGCUUGCCGGCAAACUACACCCUCACCUCAAGAGACGUCAUUCAGGACAGCUUCUCCUUCCUCGUCAUUUUCAAUUACAUCAUUCCAAUCUCCCUCUAUGUGACCCUAGAGAUGCAGAAGUUCCUGGGCGCCAUGUUCAUCGGUUGGGACGACGAGCUGAGGUGUAACAAGACAGGGGAGCGAUGCAAGUGCAACACUUCAGACUUGAAUGAGGAGCUGGGACAGGUACAGUACCUGUUUACGGACAAGACCGGCACGCUCACCGAGAACUGCAUGAACUUUCGUCAGUGUUCUGUCUUGGGGGUGAAGUUCGUGGACGUAGACGGGGUGAUGCACUCGUUCGAGGAUGAGGACAACAGCAGGACCGUCCCUCUGAGCACUUUUCCUGCGUCCCUGGAUACCUUCCUGCAGACGCUGGCUCUGUGCCACACUGUAGAGGCGAGCCCUAAGAUUAGAGCAACGACGGAGGCACAGACGACGGAGAACGGUACAGAGCUCUCCAACCUCUCGCUGGAGUACCAGGCCUCGAGCCCGGACGAGAAGGCCCUUGUGGAGGCCUGUGCAAGGUUCGGGGUGGUGUUCGAGGGCCAGGUCAAGGGCAAGCUGCUCCUCAACGUGCGUGGUGAAACCUGCAUCUUCACACGUCUUCAGGUCCUCGAGUUCGACUCAGACCGGAAGUGCAUGUCGGUGGUGGUGCGAGAGGAGGCGUCGGGCAAGAUCUGGCUGCUGACGAAGGGAGCCGAGAGCAGCGUAUUGAAGCGAUGUUGCAUCAACACUCCGGAACUGGAGCGCCUCCACUACACCACCCUCUCCCACAUCAACGACUACGCCAUGCUGGGUCUGCGGACGCUGGCGGUGGCCAGGAGAGCGCUGACGAAGGACCAGUACCAAGACUUCGCCCAACAUCUCUCUCAAGCAAAGCAGGUGGUGGAGGACCGGGAGGCCGCGGUGAAGAAGGUGACAGACAAGAUGGAGACUGAGCUAAGCCUGCUGGGAGCCACCGGGGUGGAGGACCUUCUGCAGGAGGGAGUUCAGGAGACUCUAGAGUCUCUCCGGGCGGCGGGCAUCAAGGUGUGGGUGUUGACGGGGGACAAGGUGGAGACGGCUGUCAACAUCGCCUACUCCUGCGGUCACUUCAAGCGGUUCAUGACUGUCCUCUCCUUGACCGGCCUCCGGGAUCUUGACCACGCCGUCGCCUCCCUGCGACAGUGCCAGAAGGAUUCAGAGGGCGACUCCUACUACGGGCUGGUGGUGGACGGCGCCUCACUGCAGCUGCUGUUUGAUAAUCUGAAGGAGGAGUUUUACAGCAUUUGUCGGCGGUGCACCGCUGUCGUCUGCUGCAGGAUGUCGCCCAGACAAAAAGCCGAGACGGUGCGGCUGGUGAAGACCUCGAGCGAGAGACCCGUCUGCGCUGCCAUCGGGGACGGCGCCAACGACGUCUCCAUGAUCCAGGAAGCCCACGUUGGUCUAGGUGUGAUGGGUAAGGAAGGUCGGCAGGCGGUGAGGUGUUCCGACUUCGCCUUCGCCAGGUUCCGUUUCCUGAAGAGGGUGCUGCUGGUGCACGGCCACUGGUACUACGUCAGGGUCUCCACUCUCGUCCAGUACUCCUUCUACAAGAACGUCGCCUUCGUCACCCCGCAGGUUUUCUUCGCUAUCUGGAGCGCCUUCUCCACUCAGAGCGUGUAUGAGAGCCUGGUCCUGACCAUGUUCAACAUCACCUUCACAUCCCUCCCCGUCAUCAUCUACGGCCUCUUCGACCAGAACCUCCCGCCCCAGCUGCUGCUGGACCGCCCACAUCUGUAUGAGAAUAACGCUCUCAACUCCGCCAUGUCUGGGCUCAACUUCUUCAAAUGGAUUUGCUUAGCACUGUGGCACGCCUGCACCAUGUACUUCGGGCUGAUGCUGCUGUGCGCUGACGACACCUGCGGCCUGCCCGACGGCCAGACCUCAGAUCUCUCACUUUUCGGCACCACCCUCGUGUCCAUCUGCGUCUUCGUCGUCAACCUCAAGCUGGUGCUGGAGGUGCAAUAUUUCACUCAGUUCUUCUUCUGGUCGAUGGUUCUCACCCUUGUGGCCUACGCUGGACUCAUCCUCUUCUAUCAGGGUCUCAUUAUAGACUUCUUCAGCAACUACGCGGUCUACUGGACGUACUAUCGAAUGUUCCAAAGCUCUUCUCUUAUGCUGGGGUCCGUGUUGCUGGGGGUGUUGUGUCUCUUGCCUGAUGUCCUCGAGAAGGUCUGCCUCUCCUUCAGCGACGUCAGAGUGCAGGAUGAGCGCAGGAAGAAGGCUGCAGAGAGAAAGGAGAAAGCAAUACCGGUUACUCUUCAAGCUUAUAUUAGCUAUGUGAAUGAAGCCUUUGAUCCUGCAGAGGGCUCUAAGAGUUUGUGGGAAGUUACCAAUAAACCACAAAGCGAGACAAUCAGCCAAGAAUAUAUGCAACAAAGAGAAAAUGCAAUCACAGUACAGAGGCGGACGGUUACAGAAAGUGUUAAUUCAAAAGAAAAUGGGACGCACAUAGAAAAGAGGACAUACUUAGAAAAUGGGAGGCUCAAAGAGAAUGGGAGACACAUAGAGGAUGGGACGAACAUAGAGAAGGGGAUGUCAGAAGACAACAAGGCCUACUCAGGGAGCCUGACGCCCUCCAGUAACGGGUCCUGGGCAAGUGACUGUGACAGCGCCAUUAUAUGACAUAAAUUAACUAUAGAUACUGAGAAGCAAUAUUGCAUCGAAUUAUAUAUUGUAUAUAUAAAUUAUUUGUCACGAUGCAGUGCUAGGUGUUUAUAAAUAUGCCAGAGCUUUAAAUAAGUCCGGAAGCAGAGUAGUCUACAUGUUCGGUUCGCAACAGAGGGAUCUGGAUUCAAUCCCCGAGCAGGCUCAAAACGAUUGGGCAUGUUUCCUUUCACCUGAUAUAUAAAUAUAUCUGUUCACCCAGCAAUAAACUUGGAACCCGGGAGUUCCGCAAUUGUUGUGUUGCAUCCUGUGGAAGGUCAAUAUUUGGGCUAGGCCCUCGCCAAGGAGAACCUACAUAGACCUUCAUAGAACCUACAUAGAACCUACAUAGAACCUACAUAGACCUAAAUCAAGAUUUCCUGUCCCUCGACAACGGUAAUAAGUUCAUUUAAUGUUUUUAAGUGAUGAAGUAAGCUGAAGUAUGAAGUGAAUUAGCAAAUUUUAGCGUUUGUUGAUCAUUUACGCCUGAAUAAGUUCCUCUUGAGCCCUUGAGUUUAUGUCGCUCCUCAUACAUUAUUGUCAUAUUAUUUUAGACCUGAAAUGUUUCACUAUGACUCAUGAUUUUCAGUAGCCGGAAGAUGAGCCUAAAAUGGCAGCAAAUAUUCUGAACAAUCAAUAUAUAAUAUAAUAUAAUAUAAUAUAAUAUAAUAUAUAUAAAUAUUAGCUGUAAUUAAUUGUUAAAAAGAAAAUAAUAUAAAACAUAAAAUAAUUCGCCAACAAAUCUACUGUUGAAAACUGUAGCAGAAUUCAGAAAUUCGAGUAUUUCAAAAGUACAGUUGAGAUGUUCAAAGUCUUAAAUAUGAAUUUAAUUCAUUCCAAUAACGAGGACGUCGUGAAGAAACAAAGUACAACUGAAUACAAAUCUUUGGUAAGUUUUUAUGAGCAUUAUAAGUAUAUUUGAAGAUAACUUUGGCACUUGAAGCCACUGUGUGUCAUAUUGGAGAGAGAUUUAUGGAAAUAAUAAUUUUAUUAUUUUUACAAA